Messenger RNA from Sarcophilus harrisii (Tasmanian devil), 3474 nucleotides. It is a transcript of the gene WDR82, whose product is annotated as WD repeat domain 82. NCBI's taxonomy places the organism in Eukaryota, Metazoa, Chordata, Mammalia, Dasyuromorphia, Dasyuridae. Gene Ontology annotation, cellular component: Set1C/COMPASS complex. Bases 418 to 1359 code for a protein of 313 amino acids. The transcript is spliced from 9 exons. The record is from RefSeq and is a predicted model, not a curated record. Gene Ontology annotation, molecular function: protein binding; chromatin binding.
UACCCCCUCCCCCAGCCCGCGCUAGCCCCCCCUUCCUGAUUCCUUUCCCACAGUGCACUACGCUGGCGGCGGUGGUUCCGCGCCCCCGCGCCCCCUGCUUCUGCCUCUCGCCCCAAAAUGGCGGACACAAUGAGCCGGAGCCGCGCCGGCUUGUCCUGAGGAGCCCGUGAGAAGACGCCUCGCGGCCCAGGCCGAGGGACGACGACGACGCCGCCGAGGAAGGAGACGAGGAGGACAGCGAGCCGGCCGUCCCGACUCUCCUCCGACCUCGCCUCUCCUCCCCCCCCCGGGGCCCCGCCCCGGCCUCCCCCGGCCCUCGCGGCCACCCUCCCUCCUUCCCUCCUUCCCGCCGCCACUGUCGCUCUCCGCCCCCGACCCCGCCGCGGCCUCCUCCUCGCCCGGCUCGUCUCCGGCGCCAUGAAGCUGACGGACAUCGUGCUGCGGAGCUUCCGCGUGGCCAAGGUGUUCCGGGAGAACUCGGACAAGAUCAACUGCUUCGAUUUCAGCCCCAAUGGCGAGACGGUCAUCUCGAGCAGCGACGACGACUCCAUCGUCCUGUACGACUGUCAGGAGGGCAAACCAAAGAGAACAUUGUACAGUAAGAAGUAUGGAGUAGACCUAAUCAGAUACACACAUGCAGCAAACACUGUAGUGUACAGCUCUAACAAAAUAGAUGAUACAAUCCGCUACCUGUCCUUGCAUGAUAAUAAAUACAUCCGGUACUUUCCUGGACACAACAAGAGGGUGGUAGCCUUGUCCAUGUCACCAAUAGAUGACACUUUUAUCUCUGGGUCUCUGGAUAAAACCAUCCGACUCUGGGACCUUCGGUCUCCUAAUUGCCAGGGCCUAAUGCAUCUCCAAGGAAAACCUGUUUGUUCUUUUGACCCAGAAGGGUUAAUUUUUGCUGCUGGCGUCAAUUCUGAAAUGGUUAAACUUUAUGAUCUUCGCUCCUUUGAUAAGGGGCCAUUUGCUACCUUCAAAAUGCAGUAUGAUAGGAACUGUGAGUGGACAGGCUUAAAGUUCAGCAAUGAUGGCAAACUCAUCCUUAUAUCUACCAAUGGCAGUUUCAUCCGUCUGAUCGAUGCAUUUAAGGGAGCAGUGAUGCAUACAUUUGGGGGAUAUAACAACAGCAAGGCUGUCACAUUGGAAGCCUCUUUCACUCCAGAUUCUCAAUUUAUUAUGAUUGGCUCUGAUGAUGGUAAGAUUCAUGUCUGGAAUGGAGAAAGUGGCAUAAAGGUGGCUGUUUUGGAUGGAAAACAUACUGGUCCCAUAACCUGUUUGCAAUUCAACCCCAAGUUCAUGACCUUUGCCAGUGCGUGUUCUAACAUGGCAUUCUGGCUUCCCACCAUCGAUGACUGAUCCCCCAUGAGCAGCGUCUGCACCUUGAAGGGCAGCCAGCACGAGGAGGAAAGAGGCUGGGUACUGGGACUGUGUUGUUCUCCCAACCCGAAGCUUCCUUCUCUCCAGCCCUUCUCAUGGACAUCGCUCCCCAUCCUUUUGAAAACAAACCCCACCAACACUCCUUGGCUGCAUUCCUUCUGAAGGACUCUCGGUGCUGCAGACCUGACUUGGAUCCAGCAUUUCCCGCAGCCUGUGACAAGCUCCUCCUGAAGGAUGAGCUGUGUCAGGCUCACGGGCAGCAGUGCGGACCCUUGGCAUAGCCUCCUCUUCUGAAUGUAUAGGGAGCCCAUAAAAUCUUGACUCCACAUAUCUUCUUUCCUGCACCCUGUCCCCAUAAAUGCAUGGAAAUUAGUUCUGGUUUUGAGAUACUAGUGCAGUUUCCCCUUUUCCCUCUGCAUGUGUCAUGAUUGAAUUUUCCCAGUAUUGUUGUGGCUUUAUUCCAUAGCCAUGGGUUUUCUUCUGUGCCAAAAGUUUAAGAAUAAUCAGUUCAGAUGUGGUAGGUACAGAGGGAAGGACAGAGCUAUGUAAGGUCUUGGUUUGCAAGGAACUCUGCAGACUGUUAGGGUGAGGGUGCCAGGUAUAGGCUUAGUUGUGUGGUUGACUCAGUCUGUUCCUUACUGACGUGGGGAGCAGAGAGAGAUCAAGGGGAUGUGAAGUGGUAACGGGUCAAGUGCCUCCAGCAGUCAAGGAGGCAUACCUCCUUCACAGACAGGGGGCCAGCCCUGUGUAAGUAAAUGGCAGCUGAGCUGGGCUACAGCCAGGUUGUCUCUGUCCAAUGAUCUUUUGUGUGUACAUAUUUAUGAGGGGGUGGGAGUGGGAGCCUAUUUUUUUACUUUAGAAAUCAAUAACUAUUUCAUGUGGGCCAGUAUUGUGGAAUGAGUCCAAAUUGUUUACACUGCUUUCUUUCCUCUGCCUUCCUUUCUCCCAUCCCAAAAAAAGAAAUCCUGUAAAUAACUUGCAGAUAGUCCUACCCCUAUCUCCAGCCACCCAAACCCACAAAGCUGAUUCUCGGCUUGUAUUUUUGUUAGUGUCUAGCCUUUUUAUAUGACUUUUUCUUAUUUUACAUUUCAGCUCUGUGUGUGCACCUUCGUUUUAAAAACAAAACUUACACGUUGUAACAUCAGGCUUUAGUACACAAUAGUUUUAUGAUCUCUUGUUCUCACCUGAAUCUUGGUGUUGUUGAUUUUUUAGCUGGGCCUGGGCCACAGGAGAAAAGCUCUCACCUUUGAGAUGAAAGGCAGCCUGUUUUUCUACCUGAGAGUGUUGCCACAAGUAUUAGAAAGUUUUCCCUCUUUUCCUUUUACAUUUUUUGGAAAACGAGCACGAUUGCUGCCUAACUUGGAGACCAUUGAUUGGCUCCCUCAGAUGAUCACUGGCAAGCUCACGAGAGCCACUACUCUGUAUUUUCCCAGCCUUUAUAGUGGAAACCUCUCCAGUAUUAGUCCCUGUUGUACUCUAGCCCAGUCUGUCUUUGCGCAUGUGGUGUGAACAAAAGUCACUCUGCAUGAUAAUGUCUCAGAAAUUGUGAUUCCCAAACCAGUGGUUUCAGUUUGUAAAUAGCCUCUGUGCUAAUUAUAUUGUGCACACUUAUUGCUUGUAUCUGUGUUCUUUGCAUUCCUUCAGGGGUAAAUAAGAAGAGAAAGUUGUGUUUCUCCUGUGUGGAAAGGAGUUUUUAUUUUUUUUUAAGGGUAGAAGUCAGUAUGUGGUGGGAAGGCAGCAAUUACUUUUUUAGAGCUAGGUAGAAGGGACAUUUCAAGUAGGGGACGUAAAUAAGGCCAUGUAUGUACACUACAUCAGACAGUGCAGGUUGGCUUUUUUUAAAAACACAUUAGAUUCUUACUAUCUUUAAGCCACCAGGUUGGAGUAGGAGAUCAAGGGGUAAGGUUAACAGUUCUGGAGUAAUAAUUUAUUUACUUUUGUUUAUUAACAAGGGAGGGGUCCCUCCAUAUCCAUUGCUCAAUGUACGUUCAACAAAAGAUGUGGUUUUCCCUUGCUUUAGAGGGUUAGAUGAAAAGUACAGUGUAGAGAGAACUACUUAGGUCUUAGAGGUGGUAUCUAUUUGCUUUGGGGAUG